This is a messenger RNA of Saccostrea echinata, 2669 nucleotides long. RefSeq names its product E3 ubiquitin-protein ligase RNF115-like. Gene Ontology annotation, cellular component: cytoplasm; nucleoplasm. Gene Ontology annotation, molecular function: ubiquitin protein ligase activity. NCBI's taxonomy places the organism in Eukaryota, Metazoa, Mollusca, Bivalvia, Ostreida, Ostreidae. The transcript has 9 exons. Gene Ontology annotation, biological process: positive regulation of DNA-templated transcription; ubiquitin-dependent protein catabolic process; protein ubiquitination. The coding region runs from base 17 to 889 and encodes 290 amino acids. The record is from RefSeq and is a predicted model, not a curated record.
CACUCAACGACAAAACAUGGCGGAGGCUGCAGUAGAAGAAAGUAGGACUGAAUCAAAUAAGUUUUACUGCCAUAGCUGCUCCGAAGAAAUUGACCCAAAACCUGAUUUUACUUGUCCCAAGUGUGAUAAUGGAUUUAUUGAAGAAUUAACAGGGGAGUUAGCUGAGAGUUCCAGUCCUCAGCCUUCACAAGAACGUGACCCUGCUGCACAAUUUACAGAGCUGUGGGGAAGAGCUUUCUUAGAAAGUUUCCAAACUCAGUCUGGGGCUGGUUCUUCAAACAAUACACAGAUUGGUGGAGAGUCUGAAUCUGAUGAGGAGGAGAGUCGGCCUCAAUCUCGAUCUCAGAGGCCUCGCCCUGUGACCCGCAUUUCAGUAAGGACAGGUGGACCAAGGACCAGACAAAUGAGACAACCACAGUAUUUACAUGGGCUUUUACAGUUGUUUGUUGACAGACUAACUGGUGAAAUGGGACAACCUAUGAACUUUAUGACACUUCAUGGGAAUCCGGCUGAUUAUGCAUGGGGUGUCGGGGGUCUAGACAACAUCAUAACACAGCUGCUUAAUCAACUAGAGGGAUCUGGGCCUGCCCCUGCUGAGAAAUGUAAAAUAGAUUCAUUACCAACUGUCAAAAUCACCCAAGUACAAGUGGAUAAUAUCUUACAAUGUUCAAUAUGCAUGGAAGAUUUUGGUUUAGAUGAAGAUGCAAAAAAAUUACCCUGUGAACACCAUUAUCACAAAGUGUGCAUUGUUACCUGGCUGGAAAUGCAUGGGACAUGUCCUGUGUGUAGAAUUGACUUAAAUGGUGAAGAUAGUUCCCUGAAGAAUGACGACAGUUUAUAUUCUGAACUACAGAAUAUUAGGAGUGAUCCUUCAGAACCCCCUGAGUGAUAGCAGACUGUGUUGUAUUGUUUAUUAUAUACUGUGAUUUUAUUAUGUCAUUUUAACAAAGACAAAGUUAAAGUGACCAUAAAAAUUUAAGUACUGUUCUACAGAUAAUGUGAGAGUUAAUUUCUUGCAAGUUUUGCAUAUAUAACAUUCAUUUGCAUUCAUAUGGUAUGACUGUGCAUUGACUUGUUCUUUUUAUUUAGAGUCACUUAGAUGACCUUUUGCUGUCUGUUUUAAUAUGUGGUUGUCUAUUGUGCAUAAACUUUUCACAUUUUAAAUAGAAUCUGUAAUUGAAAAAAUCUGAUUCUACAUUGCAUAAAAUACCUGCAUUAGCUGCAUAUAAAUUCAAUCCUUAUGGCCCUGCUGUUGGGAGGGAGAAGGGAUCUGUAUUAUAAUCAUGUCAAUUAAAAGAAAAUUCAGGGAAAAAAUUCUGAUGAAGAACAAGAGUACAAUUUUUCAAAACUUAUGUGAAAAUGUUUGUAUGUUCAAAUCAUUGCCAUAGUGCUUUUUGAACCAAGAUGGUAUAUAUUAGGGCUCUCAAGUUUUACAAAGGAGUAGAUUGCAAAAUAAAACAUAAGAUGUUCUGAAAAAUGAAUCUUGUAAAACUUGGGUGACCAUUGAGGGUCUUGGCAUAGAAUACGUACAUGUACAGUACCUGCAUUCAUAAGUGAUGAUUUUUAUUUGAAAAAUGAAAAAUUAAAUCUAUUGUCAUUGUAAGAAGAUAUUUUCAAAACUUCGAAUCAUUCAUUUUGUUAACUUUAAAAGGCUAGGAGGUGUAUUCAAUUUAAAUGACUAGUGUUUUGUGUCAUUAUUUUACAGUAAAAUAAAAGGUUUAAAAAUUAUAAUUUUUUUGGCAUUGUAUAGGCAAAAAAGAGUUUUUCUUUAGAUUGAUUUUGUCCAUACAAAGCAGUAGUUAUUUUGAGAUUUUCCUGUUUUAGGUCAUACUCCAGUGCAGGAAUUCAUGUAUACUAUUGUAGACUGUUGCUGCUAAAGAUUUGAUUUGUACAUGUAAGAGUAUUGAAUUGUAUUUCUAAAAUACAUUGAACAUGUAUUUGCAAAGUGAAAUAUACAUGUUAUAUUCAGAGGUUAACAUUUAAAAUCUACAGUGUAAAUAUAUUUAUGGUGGAACUGACAGAAGUUAAUAAAUGACAGCCACUUGUAGCCAUUAUUUGUCCUUGUUAUAUGAUUUCAGUCAUGUUUUCAACUGAAAGAUGGCAUUUUAUAUCAUGAAAUUUGUAUAAUGCCAUAUUGAAUGUUAUAAAUAUUGUAGGGGGCUUAUGCAUUUUGCACCAUUGAAGAUUUAAUAUGCCAAUUGUAAUUUUGCUUUCAUUACCAAGAGUUUAUACUAACAAUAAUACUUCAGGUUAUACAUGUACCUUCGUUUUAUUUUAUACUGUUUGAAAUCUGAUUACUGUUUAAGCCCCGUGUUAUGUGUUACUUUUAUCAUUAUUUAAUUAUUCUUGGCACUCAAAAUGUGUCCUGAGUAUAGUAGUGUAGUAGCAACUUUUUACUUUGGUUUAAAAAAAUAAAUUUGUUUUUAGGUAUUUGUGGUCACAGAUCCCAGAACAUAUUAUUGUAGAUUUUUUUGAGCUAAAGAGAAUGAAAAUGGCAAUAUUCUUUUAAGUUUUUUUUUUUUUUACAUGUAUUUAAAGGACAUUUUCAAUUGAUGUGACCUGUAAUAUUUGUCCCCCCCCCCCCCAAUCCACAAAUAACACCAAAGUUUUGUAUGGAGAGAUUGAAGGGGUUCAACAUUAAAUAUUAAAUAAAUAUUGAUAUGAUUGUG